UCCCCCCUGAAAAUGAACAAAAUGUGAACUAUUAAAUUCAAGUCAAGUUUGACUAAUAUAAAAAAAAACAAACAACUACAAUAAAUAAUUGAUUAUAAAAAUGUAUGUUAUUUUUAUAAUAAUUUCAUAUUACUUUCAUAACGAUUUCUUUUUUAUACAUUUAGACUGGCUUUCCCAGAAAAAAAAAUCAAUGAAUUUUGAGGAGCUUUCUUCUGAUGAUCUGGCAAAGGAACUACGUUGUUUCUAUGCUGAGGCACGGACGAAAAACGGAAACCAAUAUUCGAAAUCUGCUUUGGUGUCCAUUAGAGCCGGUAUCAAUCGACAUCUUACAAGCCCCCCUUAUUCCCGCACCAUCAACAUAAUGAAAGAUAAGGAAUUCAUGUCUUCAAAUCAUGUUUUAAUAGGAAUAGUAAAAUCCCUUAAGCGGGAAGGGGCUGACAAAACAAAACACCAUCCACCAAUCUCUAAUGGAGAUUUGGAGAAAAUGUACUCCUCGGGGGUUUUGUCCAUCACCAAUCCCACUUCACUUGUAAGGAAGGUCUGGUUUGAGAUCACGCUUCAUUUUUGUAGAAGAGGAAGGGAAGGUCUGCGUGAAUUAACUCCCAAGUCAUUUCUCCUUCACAAAGACGAUACUGGCAGAGAGUACUUCACAAUGUCAUACAACGAGGCGGACAAAACACAUCAUGGGGUUGACUCUCGAGAAUCUGUUAAAGACACACGACUCUACGCAUUGCCUGAAUCCGAUUUAUGUCCAGUAAAAUCAUUAAAACUAUAUUUGUCAAAGCGUAAUCCAAAAAACAAUGCAUUCUUUCAGCGUCCAUUGACAAGUUUUGAGCCAGCUUAUGAUGUGUGGUAUGUGAAUGCUCCCAUGGGAUAUCAUACACUUGGAAAUAUGAUGUCAAACAUUUCCAAAGCUGCUGGAUUGUCUUUAACUUACACAAAUCACUGUGUUCGUGCCACCACAGCUACUGUACUAGCCCAUUCUGGGGUAAGCUCUCUUGGGAUCCUGUCGGUAACAGGCCACCGGAAUGAGAAAAGUAUCCAAAGUUACGUAAAUGCACCCUCUGUCUCUCAGCGCCGCCAAUACAGCGAAACACUACAGCGAGUUGCGACUGGUGUGGUAAGUCAAUGCAAUUUGACCUCUCCAGCCCCUCCAUCAUCAGCAUCCACCUCAUUUGUAGCUGUAAGGGAAGUUUCCGAGAGUACUAUGCUUGGUGGUGGUUCUCUUUUCUGUGGCUCAUCAUUCCAUGUGGCUGGGGAGGGCCAGUUGCACAUUAAUGUGUACACUGUUCCUGGGGGGGGGAAAAGAAAUGAAGAAUGA
Molecule: messenger RNA, 1321 nt
Organism: Magallana angulata
Lineage: Eukaryota; Metazoa; Mollusca; Bivalvia; Ostreida; Ostreidae
Exons: 1
Coding region: 101-1321 (406 amino acids)
Biological process (GO): DNA recombination; DNA integration
Molecular function (GO): DNA binding
Source: RefSeq, a predicted model, not a curated record